Cebus imitator (Panamanian white-faced capuchin) is the source of this 1052-nucleotide messenger RNA. RefSeq names its product translation initiation factor IF-2-like. The record is from RefSeq and is a predicted model, not a curated record. The transcript has 2 exons. Lineage: Eukaryota; Metazoa; Chordata; Mammalia; Primates; Cebidae. Bases 21 to 896 code for a protein of 291 amino acids.
GCCUGCUUUGUGGAAACAUCAUGUCAGUCGCGGCGGGGGGCGCGGGCUGCGCCCCGGCUGUGCGCCCCGGCUCGGGCUGCUCGGGGCGCCGGGCGGCCGCGCCUUUGUCCCGGCGCCGAUCGGCAGCUCCCGGGGCCGCCGCCGCCGCCUCCCGCGCCCGGCCUCGCCCGCUUCCUGCGCCCCCUCCCCGCGCGCCCGGCCCCGGCGCGCCCCGGGCCCCGCUUCCUGCGCGCCCGGCGCCCCUCCCCGCCCCUCCCCGCCGCCCGCCUCCCCGCUCCCCGGCCCCACCGCUAUUGUCUAAUGGCGGCGACGCCGGCAGUGGCCGCGGCUCGGCUGCUGCGGAGGCUCCGGCUCCACCUGCCGCCGCCGCCGCCCGUGCCCCGUGCGCGCCGCCGAGGGGGGGGACGCGCGCGCCCGGGGAGGCCUGCGGAUCCCCACCCCGGCCCGCCUCCCCGGGGCCCGCCCGCCGCGGUGACCUUGGGCCCGGCGCGCCCCCGCCCCGGGCCGCGGCCCCCGCCACCCGCCCCAGCCUGGCGGCCGGCCUGGCCUCGGUUUCCCCAUCUGUCAAAGAAAGGGACCCGGCUGCCCACGUCGAAGCCGCCGGCCAAGCCGUGGCACGACCUGGACGCGUGCCAGGGACGUACUCUGUGACCUUGGCUCUGGCCGGGCGGUGGCUCUCGCCGGGCCUCAGUUUCCUCUUCUGCAGAAAGGCAGCGGUCAUGCCGCCUUCGUCAGGGAAGCCAUUCUUUGGACACAUUUAUGGAGGGCCUGUGUGCCAGGCCCGGCUGCUCCAGGGCCCUGGGGUGGGGGGUCCCUGCCCUGGUCAGGUGCCUGGAGACAGACAGAGACAAAUUCACGAGCUGAAUUCCCGGCAGGCAGCCUGCCGCCUCGGAUGAAUGGUUAGGCCUCGACUGUUUCCAUCUGUAAAAUGGAUCAGGAACCCGAGACUCCUUACCUUGGCAGGCAAAGGUGAGAGGCCUCAGUGAUCAACAUUAAUAAUCUUUUGUUGUUCCUUCUCCACUCCCACUGCUUCACUUGACUAGCCUUAAACA